Spirodela intermedia is the source of this 3557-nucleotide messenger RNA. NCBI's taxonomy places the organism in Eukaryota, Viridiplantae, Streptophyta, Magnoliopsida, Alismatales, Araceae. The record is from the annotation of a GenBank genome assembly.
AUGUAUACUGCUCCUGCUCAGCAUUCGGAUUCAAACCGCAGAAUGAUCGAGCCAAAUGGUUCCACAAAGAGAGUUUAUCAAGUUUGGAAGGGUAGUAAUGUGAGGUUCUCCCAACAUUUUUUUCUUAUUCAUUUCCUCAUCUUUACAAGCUCUCUCGUCUUCCAUCCCCCAAGCUGCAUGAGUUUACGUUCUUAGACAUGAACAACUACCUGGGUUGCGCAAUCUACGUAGAAUUAUUAUUGCUAGAGGAAACUAUUUUCUCAGUGUAUCUGCAACGAUAGGCAAUAGAACAGCAAUAAAACUCAGUUUCUAUUUCUUUCUACCUGUUUUCAGUGUCAAGGUUUGUGAGCGUUCCUAAUUGACCUCAGUUUUAUUAUUUCCACAAAGUGAGCUGCGUAUGGAAGGAGAAUGGAUUGUGCUGGUGCACUUUUUGUGGCAGUAAAGAUUUGUCAGUAUGCAGCUCUUUUACAUGGAAUCUAGACAAUUUAACAAGAGUUAGUUUCUGCAAAGAUGGAUUGUAGGAUUCGGAUGACAACAGGUGACCUUCAUGGAAAUCUUGAAGAUAAACUUUUCACAAUUGGGUCAUGAAGUAAAACCUGGGGUUGGGAAUCAUGGGGAGGUUUGGUGUCGGGAAGUAUUUACAGUUGUUAGAUGAAGCCAGUACUUUCGUCUCUUAUAAGGGCUCCAGUGUCCAUGUGAUUCGACGAUUAUGGUGAUCUAAAUGCUAGUAUUGUUAAUGACUCGAGAGUUUUCCAGUGAGUAAAAUUAAAUGUCGUUGAGAAAGAGGUUGGCACGCACAAAUAUAGGCGGAGGAAAAGCGUUUUAAGGAGCAUUUACCUUGGCAGGUCUUCUCGGAUUCUGUCUGGCAAUCUAAUAAAAUUGCAAGAAUAAUGAUUCCCAAGGUUAAUCCAAGUAGCAGCGAAGUGCCCAUGGAUCACUAUCUACCAACCCACAUGCAGUGCUGAACUUCUUGAGUUAUGAUACUUAUACCGUACAAUAUAUGUAUAUCUUCUUGGUUCAACCCUACAAUGGUUGUACUGACCAGCUGAACGACGGUAUCACAGGCCUUCGAGUCUAUGAAGGCCAUGACAGGGUUUUCAACAAAGCCUUUGGAUCCAUUUUCUGCAAGGGAAAUCUUAUCUAGGUUAGGCAUCUUUAAUUAUACGGUGAUGUUGCUGCCUUUAUUUUAAGCAUCUUCUACGGCGUGUGGUGCUUCCUCUUUAAAAAAAAAAGAAAUUUCUGGUAGUUCCUAGUUCGAAAAAUCUUCAUGACUUUCCGUGUUUGUCAGAUUCUGUACUUGAGCAUUACCAAAAAAAUUGUCGAUGACUUGGCCAUCUACUUGAAUGGGAAGGAUCAGUUGUUCAAUGAGUCACCAUUAUAAAGAAUAGGACGUUAGACAACCCCAAUGCAUAUUGUUCAACUUAAGUACAGCAUUCGUGGCAAACACCAAAGGAUAUCGAGACGAGGAGCCAUAUAUCUCCUUCAUUCGCUUUCACUUAAUAUGAUGUUAAUAAUAAUUAUUUUAAUAAUAAUGUUUCAUUAAUGUCUUCUUCGUAUUUUCCUUUGCAGAAAUUCUUCUUAGGAGGGCGGUUUAUAUUUGGCCCAGACGUAAGGUCACUGGUGUUAACAGUGUUUCUGAUAGUGGUUCCAGUCAUUCUGUUCGCUGUGUUUGUUUCCCAGCAGCUUGUACACGAAUUCCAUCACCAUCUAGGGAAUCUCAUAAUAGCCAUAGCUGUUGUCUUUGCUGCAUAUGUAAGUUUCUUCUUUCCGUUUGAGAUUGUUGCGAAAAUGCGUAAUAAUGUUUCUAAGCUUGUUUACUGAACAUUUUAUAUCUACUCCUUCCAGAGUUUUUCUCAUUUGAUGUGGUCAUAUUCAUAAUCUGCGUACUUGUAAACAUAUGGUUCUGUCACUGAAGGAUCAUUUAUAUAAACUACUCGUUGGUCAUCGUUGAUUUGGAGUUGGCAAUGCCGGAUGCCCUUCUCAAUUCCCCACUUAUAAAACCUUUUCUAGAAUCAGUUUUUUUUAUUUAUUCACUGAAUUCACUUCUUUGCAUCAGGAAUCAUGUGAUCGUUUUUUUGCACGCAGGUUCUGUUGCUUCUCUUUAUGACAUCUGGCGGAGAUCCAGGCAUAAUUCCUCGUAAUGCACAUCUUCCGGAGACAGAUGAGAAAGCUGAGACGUCACAUCUAUCUGCAGACUGGACAGGAAACCGCGGUGGCGCGUUGCCCCCUACCAAGGACGUCAUCGUUGGUGGAAUCGUCGUCAAGGUUAAAUAUUGCCACACAUGCAUGCUUUAUAGACCACCGCGGUGCUCCCACUGUUCCAUCUGCAACAACUGCGUUGAACGCUUUGACCACCAUUGCCCUUGGGUCGGCCAGUGCAUCGGAAAAGUAAGCACCAUCCUGUGUUUUUCUUCCUCCUGCAGCAUCAUCCGAACCUUGAAUCAUCUGGGUUUUUUUUCUUUUUUUUUUUUUCCAUCCAAUGGCGAAGACUUUGGCAGAUUAUAGCUCUUAAGAACGUCAUCAUUCGUCCUUGUGACCCACAUGCUCUAUUCCUUGAGCUGUAUCCACUCUACGCCCUUCACUGCCGGAUUAUGCAUGCAUGAUUUUAGCUCACACAACGUCGGAACCUUUAUAACUUUCCAAUCUUUAUGCCGCUAUCAUCAUCAUCUCAGUGGGGGUGUAUGAGAAUGCUUCUUCCCCUCUCCCAUUCGCAGAAACUAUAACUGAUGAUUCCUUGAUUAUACUUCGGAUUUAGUCACUUCUCUCUUCUUCUUCUUCUUUUUUUUUUUAUUCUUGUUGUUUGUUUGUUGUGUGUGCAGAGGAACUACCGAUUCUUCUUCAUGUUUGUUUCCUCGACAACUCUUCUGUGCCUCUAUGUGUUCGCCUUCUGCUGGGUGAAUCUCAAGGAGAUCAUGGCGGCCCAUGGGUGCAGCCUCUGGAGGGCCUAUCUCAAGUCGCCCGUGUCCGGCAUCCUCAUCCUGUACACGUUCAUCGCGGCCUGGUUCGUCGGAGGAUUGACCUCGUUCCACGCUUACCUGAUCUGCACCAAUCAGGUGGGUUCCCCCAAGGGUCAACCCCAAUUCUCUCCAAUAAUAAUAUCAUUAAUCCAUAUUCUGUCUCUGAUGCAGACGACUUACGAGAACUUCCGGUGCCGGUACGAAGGGAAGGGGAAUCCGUACAGCCGCGGAUGCGUGGGAAAUAUAAGGGAGAUCCUCUUCAGGAGGACCCCCAGGUCGAGAAAUGACUUCAGAGCGGCGGUCAAGAGGGAGGAAGGCGGCGGCGGCGCCGUGGGGUCUUCUUCCUCGGCGGGCGUCUUCUUCCCCUCUUCCCUCUCUGUGGCCAGGACGAGCUUCGACUUGGAAGCAGGCGGGAAGCGGCAGGCUGUGGCGGCAGAGGAGUUUGAAGAUAUAAGAAGCCAGAUUGAGGUCGGCGUUGCGGCGGAGCGGUGCGGCCCGCGGCCGGCGCAUUCGAUCUGGGCCGACCCGCUCGGGAUGGAUCACCAGGGAUUCACCAAGAGAGAGAGGGUGGACCCAGAGGAGGAGGCUGUUCGUAAGUAA